UCCAAGCAGCUGGACAUAAGCAUUGUACCCGUUGGAGAGGCAAGGCCGCAGAAACCCCUGCUCUCCAGGAAAGAUUGGAUUUGGAUGGAAUUAUACAAGACCAGAUGUGGGUGGGGUUCUCUGCUUCUACAGGCAGUUCUCCUCUGGUUGAGGAUCAUUACAUUUUAGCCUGGAGCUUUGUAACGGGCAAUAAUAAGACUCUGGAUCUAGAUACUUUGCACCUCCCUUCUUUUUAUGUCAGAGGCCCCAAAUUCUAUAAUUCUAUGGAGUUCAUAUACAUUAUUGUAAUAUGCUCAGCAGCUUUCAUCUUGGGACUCAUUCUCGGCAUAUUUUAUUGGUUCAAAAGAACGGAUUACAUAAACUUUACUGAGCAAUGGGAGUUAGAGUGUUGGCCGCACAGAUUUGCUUACCAGGAACUUAACCACAGUACAAAGGGUUUAAGAGACGAUAAUCUUCUGGGUUAUGGGGGUUUUGGCCGGGUAUACAGGGGAACUCUGCCCUUGGGCGAAGAAGUCGCCGUAAAAUGCAUUACAAAAGAUUUUACAGAAGGAAUGGAGGAAUUCAUGGCAGAAAUUUCAAGCCUUGGGCGGCUACAGCACCGGAACCUGGUGCCCCUCAGAGGCUGGUCCAGAAAAAACAAGCGCCUCUUCAUCGUCUACGAUUACAUGUGCAACGGAAGCCUUGAAAGAAAUUUGUUCAGUCCAAAAUUGAGUCUUACUUGGGCCCACAGAUACAAAAUUCUCACAGAUGUAGCCGCCGGGCUGCUAUACUUACAUGAGCAGUGGGACAAAUGUGUGGUACACAGGGACAUUAAAUCCAGCAAUGUAUUGUUGGACAGUGAUCAGAACGGCCGAGUGGGUGACUUUGGUUUGGCAAGGUUAUAUGACCACAGUGAAAAACCCCAAACUACUCAUGUGGUGGGCACUCUGGGGUACAUUGCACCUGAGCUUAUACAUUCUGGUAAGGCUACUCCUUCCACAGAUGUGUUCAGCUUUGGGGCUCUUAUGCUGGAGGUUGCCUGCGGAAGGAAACCUGUAGAUGCCCAAGGAAUGAUUUUGGUUGAGUGGGUUUGGGAUUUGUAUGCAAAUAAGAGAUUAGUGGAUGCUGUUGACCAGAGGCUUGGGGGCGAUUAUGAUAAGGGCGAAGCUGAAAUUGUGCUUGUAUUAGGGCUUGUGUGUUCAAACCCUGAUCCGCGGGAGAGGAUUAGCAUGAGAAACGUGUUGCAGAUUCUUUCUGGUAAGGCUGCUUUGCCUGUGGAUCUUAAUGUACCCUCGGCUUUUAAGCAUUCUUACAUAGACAUUGCAGAAUUCAAUUCGUUCAGUGCUACUUCUUUGGAGCUGUUAGAAUGAUUUUUCAACUGUUUUGCAUUAGGCAACAUCAAACAGCGAGUGAAUUUUUUGAGAAAUUAAAAUUGUGAAAUGAAUUGUUGUCGGUAUGUUAGACCAACAGUUACAGCAUAGGAUGCCUAUUGGAAAGGACAUCAUUCGUCUGAGAGUACAUUCAUAUUUCAUUGUACAUCAUCUUAUGAGAGUAAUGAGUGCACAUUCAUAAUUCAUAAGAAUCUGUUGAAAAUUUUAGCUUUCAAUAAGAAUUGAUAAAUAAGUGAACUUUUUUGAGAUUUA
Molecule: messenger RNA, 1622 nt
Organism: Cryptomeria japonica (Japanese cedar)
Lineage: Eukaryota; Viridiplantae; Streptophyta; Pinopsida; Cupressales; Cupressaceae
Product: L-type lectin-domain containing receptor kinase SIT2-like
Exons: 3
Coding region: 105-1349 (414 amino acids)
Biological process (GO): protein phosphorylation
Cellular component (GO): plasma membrane
Molecular function (GO): ATP binding; protein kinase activity
Source: RefSeq, a predicted model, not a curated record